Aphidius gifuensis is the source of this 1634-nucleotide messenger RNA. It is a transcript of the gene Dnaaf3, whose product is annotated as dynein axonemal assembly factor 3 homolog. The record is from RefSeq and is a predicted model, not a curated record. The coding region runs from base 136 to 1464 and encodes 442 amino acids. Gene Ontology annotation, biological process: axonemal dynein complex assembly; motile cilium assembly. The transcript has 6 exons. Lineage: Eukaryota; Metazoa; Arthropoda; Insecta; Hymenoptera; Braconidae.
AUAAAUUAAUGUUUUUUCAAAAAGUUUGUUUUUAUUUAAGAAAAAAAAAAAAAUGUUUUAUCAUUCGAAACAUGAGUGAAUGAGAAAAAUUUUUGCUGUUUCCAAGACAACAAGAAAUAUUUAAAAAAUAUAAAUAUGUUUUGGGGAAAUAGUCCUCCACUUGAUUUACAAAAUGAAAUAUAUAAAAAUAAUGAAGAAUCAAAUGAAUUAAAUACCUUGGAUAUAUUGAUUGUUGGUGGAACAGAUGCCAGACAUAUUAUCAAGACUUUAUCCGAGUGUUAUUGUCAUCAAGAAAUAAUUAUAAAUUUUCAUUCAAUUGAAGCAACACCAGAGGCUAUUGCUAGAUCAAUACUUCAACUUGACAUUGCACUGGAUAAAAAUCUGGGUUUGUUGGAAGCAAGUCGAUAUUUUUUAGAAAUACUUGGUAAUACUUUGUUGACACCAGCAACUGGUAAACAUAUUGUUAGAGCUAGUCAACGUUUGAUUAAAAUUGUGACACAAACAUUUACUUGUUCUUGGUUAAAUUUAGAGGGUUUAAAGUAUAAAGACAGAGACUUGAUUGAAGGAAUUUUCAAAUUUUGGUCACGAGCACUUUGUGAUGGUGUACCAAUUUUGGAUUAUUGGGACAGAAGAAUUAGAAAAAAUUUAAAAACUCGUUAUGAUUAUCGUGAUGGUGUAUUUGAUUGGGAUUACAAUAUGAUAUUGAAGGAUAAAAAUUUACCAAAUUUGACAAUUCAAGAGUAUAAAUUUUGGCGAAAUAAUGGAGUUGCAUUUACUUGGAUUGAAACUGAUCCAUCAAGAAGUAAUCCUACAUUGUUAAAUCAUAUUAUUCCAGUUGGAGGAGGAUUCAUUCAUUAUGCUUAUCAGGGAGAUAUCACCAAUGGUCCAUUUUUUACCUGGGCACUUGAUGAAUCUGAAAAGAACAAAAAACUGCGAGCAACUGAUGUUGCAGAAAAACAAAUCAUGAAAUCAAUAUAUCAAAUUAGGUCUAAUGAAAUUUGUCCAGAUAAUGUCAUUGCUGCUCAUCGUGAUAGCUCAAUACUCGAUGGAACUUUGGUCACUCAGAUACUUGAUUCUGAUGCUGAACAAGAACCUUGGAAACUUGAGGAACUUUUAGUUAAAAAAAAUGAUAUUAAUCCUUGGAUUGAUUUAAAAAAUUCCAUGAUAUCUUUUUAUUUACCUUCGUUUAUUGAACGAUGCAAAACUAAAGAACAGUAUAAAAAUAAAUUUAAUGUUGUAUUUAUUGCCAACAAUAUGACAAAUCAAUUACCAAAUUUAAUUGAUUCAAUAAAAAAAGGCUCAUUAAUUUUAAUUGAAUCACGAAAAUUUAUGACAGAAUUACGUAAAGAAGAUCAUAUAAAAUUUAGUGAAGAUAUUCAAAAAAUUGCUGAUGAUAUUGGUUUAAAAAAAGUAACUUCUUUUGAUUCUCAUUCUGAUAUUUUUGCUCGUUUUAUUAAAGAAUAAAAAAAGUUUAAAUUAUUUUUAUUUAUAUUUUAAAAUACUCAAUUUUGACAACAAGUUUUAAUUAUUGUCAAUAAUAAAAAACAUUGACAAUCUCUGUAAUUAUAAACAUAUUUUUAAUAUAAUCAUAAAUAAAAAUUGAUUAUUUCAUUUUUAAAAAUUUCAAAUAAAUG